GUGAGAGAGAGAGAGAGAGAGAGAGAGAAAAACCUGUGAGAAGAUAAAGGGGCAUGUGAAACCCUUGUUGAGCAGACACUUGUGAUUGAUCAGACCUCACACAGCCGUCACUGCAGUACAGGGUGAAGAAGAAAAAAAAUCAGCCAAGAUGUGUUGCUCCAGCUUUCUCAAAAUUAUGAUGUUUAUCUUCAAUGGCAGCAUCUUUUUGGCAGGUGCAGCCAUCCUGGGUGUGGGAGUGUGGGUGAAGGUGGACAGUGGUUCUCUGAUGGGUAUCCUGGGUAACUUGGAGGGUGCUCCGUCUGGGUUAUCACAACUGGUCUACGUCAGCUACGUGCUCAUCGCAGUGGGUGCUGUGCUGUUGAUCAUUGGCUUCCUGGGCUGCUGCGGAGCUGUCAAGGAGAGCAGGUGUAUGCUGCUGACGUUCUUCAGUAUCGUGCUGAUUAUCUUCCUCAUCGAGGUUGCAGGAGCUGUGGUGCUACUAGUGUUCGAGGGUUUGGCUGAUGAGCUUUUCCAGAGCUUGGAGGAUGACGUUAAAAAAAGCAUUGAAAAGGAGUAUGGACACAGUGAAAGCGUGACCUCUCUCUGGAAUGCCACCAUGGAGGAGUUUAAGUGCUGUGGAUUCAAGAACUACACAGAUUUUGAUGGCUCCCCUUUUUACAAUGAACAUGGAGGAAAUGUUUAUCCAGAAACAUGCUGCAAUGCGACCAUCACCGAGGGCGUAUGCAACAAAAACGAAGCACAUCUUUCGAUGAUUGAUGGCUGCUUGAACAAGCUCCUGCAGCUGAUAGAGGACAACGUUGUGAUCAUUGCGGCUGUGGCUCUAGGAAUUGCUGCUCUUGAGAUUGCUGCCAUGGUGGUUUCGAUGGUUCUCUACAAGCAGAUUGGGAACAAGGCGUAGAGUUUUCUGUUUGGGAUGAGAUAACUACAUUAUAAUUGGUGGAGAGAUUUUACUAGUAAGCAGUUUUCUAUGUAUAAAGUUGUUUUUUUCAUUUCAGUCAAAACAGACAGACGAACUUUAAUGAUCUAAAUUACGUUAUGGGCAUGUAGAGCAUUAAAAGAUGGAGAGCAAAUGUGUUCUUAGUUUUAAAACUUUAUCAGUAGAAUUUAUCCUGUGAUUUAUUUAUGUUUUAGCAAAGGCUGUCUGCCAACAUUAUAUAUGCUGAUGCAAAUAGCUAAUAUGUGAUGAUGCACACGGCAGAAAGGAUCUGCAUAAGUCAUGUAUGUUGUCGCUCGCAUUCACUACAGUAAUAUCAUACAUUUAUUUUUGUAUUUUUGAUCAUAUUGAAAUAAAAAUAUCACAAUCUUCA
Messenger RNA from Micropterus salmoides (largemouth bass), 1307 nucleotides. Its product is annotated as tetraspanin-1-like. The record is from RefSeq and is a predicted model, not a curated record. The transcript is spliced from 8 exons. The coding region runs from base 149 to 898 and encodes 249 amino acids. Lineage: Eukaryota; Metazoa; Chordata; Actinopteri; Centrarchiformes; Centrarchidae. Gene Ontology annotation, cellular component: membrane.